Molecule: messenger RNA, 984 nt
Organism: Anthonomus grandis grandis
Lineage: Eukaryota; Metazoa; Arthropoda; Insecta; Coleoptera; Curculionidae
Product: piggyBac transposable element-derived protein 2-like
Exons: 4
Coding region: 1-984 (327 amino acids)
Molecular function (GO): sequence-specific DNA binding
Source: RefSeq, a predicted model, not a curated record
AUGGCGUCAAAAAAGUAUUACACGACCCAAGAACUAAUUGAUUUAGUUAAAGAUGAGCAGUUUUGGGCUGCACAUGUUUUUAUCACGCCUCCAAACGAUGGAAGGGAUUCUGAAAAGGAUUCUGAUGAUGAUGAAGUUCCUUCCAUGAUUAGGAUAAAAAUAUUGAGGAAAUCUUCGCAACCAGGAACCUCAGGCCAUUCUAUCAUAAAUGAUAACUCUCUUGAAUUAUCUGAUGGUAAUGCAAGCGACAAUAGCGAUAAUAUACCUUUAGCUCGCUUGAUUACCCAAGCUAAUAUAAACAGAAUAAAUUUAGAAAGAAGCUGGAAAAAAGUGGAAUUGAAUAACUCCUUCCCACAAUUUGUGUCUCCGAAAGAGCUUGGCGCAAACGUCGACAUAUUUCUUGAUGCUGUUGCGUGCUUUGAAUCAUUUUUUGAUAUUGAAAUAUGUAAUUAUUUAGUAGAAAUGCUUAAUUUGUACGCUAGACAAAAAGGCAAUCAUAAUUUUAGUACUGAUGCAGGAGAACUAAAAUGCUUUGAUACUGAACAAGACAAUAAAUUUGCAAAGUUGCAACCACUUUUUAACAUGUUGAAUGAACGAUUUUUGUCUUAUGCUCCGCUUAACGAAAAACUGUCUAUUGAUGAAAGUAUGGUACUAUAUUUCGGAAGGCAUGAAGCGAAGCAGUACAUAAAAGCUAAACAAGCAGUUAGGCGCUACAUGGACCCAGGAUUGGGAGGAUCUGUAGUGAUGACCCUUUUGGGGAAUCUCCCAAAAAAUGUCCCAUUUAAAAUUUGUGGCGACAGAUAUUUUUCCUCCCUAAAAUUAGUCAAUUCGCUCCAGAAGAUCGAAGUAGGAUAUACAAGUACAAUCAACGGGAAUAGAUUAGAGAAUUGCCCUUUGCCCAAUAAAAUGCAAGAAAAAAAGGGUACAAGAGGCAGCUUUGAUUAUUCUACAGAUGCUAAUUCUCAAAUAACAGUUACCUUAUGA